AUGCAUCUUAACAAGAGCUGUCAAUCCCACCACAUUGCAAUGAGAUCAGACUACAAGUUCUCCAACUUGCUAGGAACUGUUUACAAGAAGGGAAAUCUAGUUUUUACAGAGGAUGGCACUAAACUAUUGUCUCCCGUGGGUAAUAGAGUUUCCUGCUUUGAUCUAAUAAGAUCCCAAUCUUUUACCUUCAGUUACCAACAUCGCAAGAACAUACAAUGCAUGGCACUAAACAAGCAGAAUACACUUUUGAUAUCCGUUGAUGAAGAUGGACGAGCAAUACUUUUGAACUUUGUUUCUCGAGUAGUGCUUUAUCAUUUCAACUUUAAAUCCCAGGUUAGUUCCGUCACAUUCAGUCCUUGUGGGAAGUACUUAGCCGUUGCAAUAGAAAGAUUUAUUCAGGUUUGGAAAACGCCUGAAUUUACCGAGGAUAGACAAUUUGCUCCAUUUGUGAGACACAGAGUUUAUCUGGGACAUUUUGACGAUGUAUUGAACAUCUCCUGGUCUCAAGACUCAAGAUUUUUUAUAAGUACAAGCAAAGACAUGUCUGCCAAAAUUUAUUCAAUAGAUUCAGAUGAGAGUAAUGUAGCCCGAACUUUUUCAGGACAUCGUGAUUAUGUCGUGAAUGCAUUUUUUAGCAAGGAUCAAGAAGUUAUUUACACAGUGAGUAAAGAUGGAGCAUUGUUUAAAUGGGAAUACACCGAAUCACAAGAGGAAGAAGAGGACGAGGACGAUGAACAGAGAAAUUCUAAAUUGGAUUGGAGGAUCACCUCAAAGAACUUUUUCUAUGCUAAUGGAAAACUUAAAUGUGCCACCUUUCAUGCUAAAUCUUCUUUAUUGGUCGUUGGAUUUUCAAAUGGAGAAUUCCGAGUCUACGAAAUCGGGGAUGGCUUUAAUCUAAUCCAACUGUUGAGCAUGGGUCAGAAUACUAUAAACACAGUGAACAUCAACAACACCGGGGAAUGGUUGGCAUUUGGGUCUUCAAAAUUGGGACAAUUACUAGUGUACGAAUGGCAAAGUGAAUCAUACAUUCUCAAACAACAAAGUCACUUUGAUUCAAUGAACACACUUUGCUAUUCACCAGAUGGAUCUCGAUUGGUCACAGGUUCAGAUGACGGAAGGUUAAAAGUAUGGGAUAUCGCAUCCGGAUUUUGUUUGAUGACAUUUACUGAACAUUCAGCACCUGUGACUCAAGUCCAGUUUGCGAAAAAGGGUCAAGUAUUGUUCUCCUCAUCGUUAGAUGGUACAAUUCGAGCAUUUGAUUUGAUCAGGUUUAGAAACUUUAGAACAUUCACUGCUACAUCUAGAAUCCAGUUCAACUGUGUUGCUGUUGAUCCGAGUGGGGAAGUUGUUGUCGGAGGCUCUCAAGAUAGCUUUGAGAUUUAUGUUUGGUCAGUACAAACCGGGAAUCUAUUAGAUUCCUUGACUGGUCAUGAGGGACCAGUUUCAUGCCUAUCUUUUGGCCAAGAGAAUUCAGUUCUUGCUUCCGCAUCCUGGGAUGAAACGGUUCGAAUUUGGAAUAUAUUUUCUAGGAACCAGACUGUCGAACCAAUCGAAGUGCAAAGUGACGUUCUAAGUAUCAGCAUGAGACCGGAUUGUAAGGAAUUGGCUGUUUCAACCUUGGAUGGACAUAUUUCAAUUUAUGACAUUGAAGAUGCCAAGCAAUUGCACUUGUUGGAUGGAAGAAAAGAUAUAAUCAAUGGCAGGUAUCUUGAAGAUAGGUUUGUCAGCAAGAAUUCAAAUCGUGGUAAAUACUUUAGUACAAUUGCUUAUUCCUUUGACGGUUUGACGUUAUUGGCCGCUGGAAAUAACAACUCCAUUUGCAUGUACGAUAUCGACAGCGAAGUUUUGUUGAAGAGAUUUAUUGUAUCAGAAAAUAUGUCAAUUGAUGGUACUCUACAAUUCUUGAAUAGUCGAAAAAUCACAGACUCCGGUAUCAACUCAGACUUGAUAGAUAGAAAUGGUGAAAAUAGUGAUUUGGAAGAUCGUCUUGAUAAUACGUUACCAGGAGCACUGAGAGGAGGGGAUCCUAGUGAGCGUAGAACAAGACCAGAGAUUAAAGUCACCUCGAUUCAAUUUUCACCAACCACGUCUUCAUUUGCCGCGGCAACAACAGAGGGAUUGUUGAUAUACUCUGUAAAUCAAGACUUAGUUUUCGACCCUUUCGAUUUGGACAUAGAUGUUACUCCAGAGUCUGCAUUGGAAACGCUAAACGAGAAAGAUUAUUUAAUUGCAUUGGUUAUGGCAUUGAGAUUGAAUGAGAGUUAUUUGAUCCACCAAAUCUUGGAAAGUGUUCCUUUGGCAGACAUCAAACUCGUGUGUCUGGAUAUUCCCGAAAUAUAUGUCGACCGAGUUCUUCAUUUUAUUGGGGAGCUAUUAAUUAAACAAGACUCCCCUCAUAUUGAAUUCUAUUUGAUUUGGAUCAAGUGUAUUUUGAUUCUGCAUGGAAGGUUUAUUUCUGCGCACAAAUUUGAAUUUCGAUCUUCGUUGAAGUUGUUGUCUAGGUACUUGAAUAAAGUGGCAAAGGAAGUGGUAAAGGUGGGAAAAAAGAACGAGUUUUUGGUGACUUUUUUGAGUAUGAGCAAUAACUUAACUGAAGAAGAGUUGAAACUAAAUGAUGAGUUGGAACUAGAUGAAGAAGAGAGUGAUGAAAAUGAUGAGAGUGAGAUCGAUUCUGAUGAUGAUACAGGCUGGGUGAAACCAGAUGCAAAGUUUGUUGCAGGAAAAGAUGCAUUUGCAAAUGAUGAUAGUGAUAGCGACGACGAGAUGAUAGAGGUGUAG
Lodderomyces orthopsilosis Co 90-125 is the source of this 2778-nucleotide messenger RNA. RefSeq names its product snoRNA-binding rRNA-processing protein (gene PWP2). Gene Ontology annotation, biological process: ribosomal small subunit assembly; maturation of SSU-rRNA from tricistronic rRNA transcript (SSU-rRNA, 5.8S rRNA, LSU-rRNA). The transcript has a single exon. Gene Ontology annotation, molecular function: protein binding. NCBI's taxonomy places the organism in Eukaryota, Fungi, Ascomycota, Pichiomycetes, Serinales, Debaryomycetaceae. The record is from RefSeq and is a predicted model, not a curated record. Gene Ontology annotation, cellular component: small-subunit processome; Pwp2p-containing subcomplex of 90S preribosome. The coding region runs from base 1 to 2778 and encodes 925 amino acids.